This is a messenger RNA of Anguilla rostrata (American eel), 7015 nucleotides long. Its product is annotated as BRD4-interacting chromatin-remodeling complex-associated protein-like. Gene Ontology annotation, biological process: positive regulation of DNA-templated transcription. The record is from RefSeq and is a predicted model, not a curated record. Gene Ontology annotation, cellular component: SWI/SNF complex. The transcript is spliced from 13 exons. The coding region runs from base 1357 to 4080 and encodes 907 amino acids. NCBI's taxonomy places the organism in Eukaryota, Metazoa, Chordata, Actinopteri, Anguilliformes, Anguillidae.
UUUGAGUGUAUUAUAAUUUUGUGAUAAAAAUUUCAAGGAAAAAAACACACAACCUCCUUCCUCCCCUUCCUUCGGGGAGGGAAGAGAGUGAGCGAGGGUAAAAAUCUAUCUGAGAAAAAGGAGAGAGAGAAAAAUAUAUAGCUAGCUAUAAGAGUGAGCAAGGGAGAGGAGGAGGAGGAGGAGGAGAGGGGGGAGCAAAUUAAAAGUUGCCAAACGGAGAUAUUAGGUUUCAAGGAGAGGGGUGAGACAGGAACAAGGGCUUGCCUCUUUUAAUCGGUCUUGAUGUUAUGCAAAUUUAAAUAAAUAUUUAUGGCUGUCCAUUAUUUAAGUCUAUUUAGGGACGAUGAAGUGAAACCCGAGGGCUCCAAAUAAAUCACGCGAAAGAAUACAUUACAUUAGCCUCGUUUAAGGGCCAGGGAGCAUACAAAGAGAGCUAACUAGCUGCUAGCAGGCUUUGCGCUUUCAAAUGGCCGCCAGGAUUUCUUCAUUUAAAUCUCGCAGUUACCGAGGCUUAAAUAAAGCAAAUCAAGACGACAACGAUCGAAGCGUCGGCUGCGCGCAGUUACACUGGAAGGAAAUGCGAAAGAAAAGAGCGAAUUGGAAGCCCGUAUGUCCUGCUCCGCGGAAAGCAAUCGAGCGAGUGAGAGGGGGGAAGAAAAGCGUUUUGCUUUCGAGCUCCAUUAUCUGUCAUUUCAGUCUAUUUUUGGACAUUAAAAUAGCCAUGCAUUGCGGCUGCUAUACACUACAAAGACAGGAUAAUAGAUUUUCAAUCUAACGCUUGCUUGCUCGGUCGGAAAGCGUCGAGAGAGACUGAGGAGUGAGUUUCUGCUGAUGCGAAGCAAACCGAGUAACAAAAUAUUUCAGUGACUCCGUGUGAUUGAAUUGGUUUAAAAUUAGUUGUUUCCCCCCCUCUCCUGUGUGUAUUUUCCACACCCUCUCUCGGUUAGCUUACUAUCUCGCGUUGAGCUAGGAAAGGGAACUGAGUACAGUACAGUUAACGAUAUUUAUUUUAUCCAAAUCUAGUCCCUUCUUUCUCACUUCGUAGUACACACUAGCUAGCACUUUAGCGAACAGCCAGCAAAAUCCAUUGGCUUUCCUUUCGUUGGACUUGGAAGUGUUUGUUAUAUUAUAACAACAGUCUUUGCAUUUUGUUGAAUUAAUUUCUAUAUUUUGGCCAUAUGUUAUCUUGCCUACUGAUGUGGUUGUUUGUUAGACCGAUGUUGUAAAAUGGACCUGUCCGUAUAAGACCAAGUAUGGCUUUCUGCCGUCAAACAUUGUGAGCACCUUUUCAUAAUGUCAGAGGAAAUCAAAGGCGCUAAGUGACCGACCCCAUGGUCACCAGCGGAAACCCCGGUCAUGGACGAUGAAGAUGAUCGCCGUCUUCUAGAUAUAAUAGGAGACGUGCAGGCGUUGAAUGAUUAUCUUUAUGGCUCCAGCAGCAAAUCGAUCAAUGAGGGUGACGUGGCCAAUGCAGCCUUCGGAUCGGCCAACUCCUUUUACACCAGCAGCACUGGAGACUCCAGCUCUGCUCUGAAGGAUGGCACCAAUCAUAUGGGUGCAGCUGGAGGGGCGGGGCUUCCUCUCCCUGGAAGCCUCCAGUUCAUCGAGGGUGAUCUUAGCGGGACAUCGCCCUCCAGGGGGGAGCUAGGGGAGGAGCAGCCGUUCGACAUCCUCCAGAAGUCCCUGCAGGAGGCAGACAUCACGGAGCAGACUCUGGCCCAGGAGGCUCUGCUGGAAUCUCCGCCCCCCACCGCGCCCUUCCCCCAGCAGCUGGUCUCCGGGGGGUUCGGGGGCAUGCCCGUCCUGCAGGCCCCAGCGAGCGGGCCCUUCCCCGGGGUUCCGCCCCAGGGUUUCAUCCAGCAGGCCGCGGCCCAACCUCUGCAGAACGGCUCCGCUGGACACAUCCAGAUUCUGGGCUCUUUCAACGGCCCCCCCUCCAUGAUGACCAUCAACAGCCUUGAGCCCCCCCAGAUCCUGCUGAGGCCGGGGGGUUCAGCUUCGCCCGGCCUGGGGGGCGGCGUGUUGGUCCAGAGACAGGCGGCUCAGGCUGGGGCCGCGCAGGGCGCCGUAUUCAACCCCGCCACUGGGGGGCAGGUGUCCAUGCCCUUCAAGGGCUGUGGGACACCCGUUCCUCUGCAGAACAUCAUCAUCCAGAGAGGCCCCUCCCCCCAGAUGCUGGUCAAGCCAAUCCAACCCAAACCCCUUCAGCUUGGGGGGCAGACGGUAUACAACAUCAGUGGGCUGGGCCAACAGCCGCUCAAUGCCCCGCCCACCAGCAGCCCAUACACCACUGGCAGCUCCACACAGGCUCCCCAGCAGAUGACUGUUAACAUUGUGAAUCAGCCUUCUCUGCCUAAGCCCACCUCUGGCCCACAGGUGGUCAACCACUCUGGCAGCAUCAUGAUACACUCUCCCCUGGGGCAGCAACAGCAGCAGCAGGGCAGUCUGCCCCCAGGGCAGUACCUGCUGCCCUCGUCCCUGGCCCUCACCCCCGGCACGACCACACAGGCCCUCCAGGCCCUCAACGGCCAGGUACUGCAUACGCAGCUACAGGGAACUGGUGACCCUGCCUCUACAAACACAGCCUACUCUGGGACUUUCCUGACCAAUCAGAGCGCGGCCGUUCAGCUGGUCUCCGGGCAGAACUUUGCGACCAGCGGGCAGCUCAUCGUGAAUCAGGCAGUGGUGAGCGGCCAGCUGGGACAGGCAUCUCCGGCAUUGGUGCAGGUGUCCCAGGCAAUGGGGGCGCGCCCCAAAAACCAGCCAGGGUUCACCAGCAGCACCCCUCUGGCCCCCACCCCUGUCCAGAGCGGUUACACCCUGGUCAACUCCUCAGACGGUGGCCUGGUUGCGGGGUACACCCCUCAGCCCCAGGGGGUCCAGAGCGGAGGGGUCCUGGGACUCCAAGGCCAGCAGCAGGUCUCUGUAAACUUGGGACACCACUUCCUGGUCCCUCUGGCACAGGAUGGUGCCCACACUGGGACACAAGGGACCAGUGAGCCUCAAUUUGAGACACAGUCCUACCUUCAGACCCAGGUCUCCCACUCUUUGUCACCGGCCCCCAAACAACCACAGCUGCAAACACAAGCGCAGUUGGUCAACCUGCUGGGAAGCAAGGCUGGGAAACCCUCUAUAGGCCUGGAAACUGUGGUGUGCCUGCCAAACCAAGUGGGGUCCCCACAAGUGCCAAAUGCACAGAUGACAAACCUGAAACGACCUGCCCCUCAACAGCUGACUAAAGGAGGACUGGUGCUCCAGCAGCUGAAGCAGGACCAGGCCGGCGUUUUGUCGGGAAGCAGGGCGCCCUUCUCCUCACCAGACGACACCUUCCGGAGGUUGCUGCCCUACCACGUUUUCCAGGGACCCCUGCCCUCUGACGACGACUUCCAGAGAGUGGACGAGGAAUUUGAAGCUGUGGCCACACAGGUCCUGAAGAGAACGGAAGCCAUGCUGAACAAAUACCGGCGCCUCCUGCUGGUGGACGCUGAGCGCACCAGCCCCUCAUCAGAGAUGGUGAUGAUUGACAGGACGUUCAACCAAGAGGAGCGGAGUAACUUGACGCAGGACAGACGGCUGGCGCUGGGGGAUCGAGACGGUUUCCUGGAGGAUUUCUGCUGCCUGCCGAAGCCCAUGGACACGGCCCUCACCAGGGAGGUGCAGGGAGAGCAGGGCGCCCCCAUCCAGCUCAGUCCGGCCAGUAGGGACCCUCACGGCAGAGACUCGGCCUGUGUGGGGCGGGGCUGGGAGGGGAGCGUGAUGGGCGGGGCCGACCCCUCCCUCAGGACAGAGCCGCAGCCGGGGUCCAAGGACCCAGGGGGAGAGCAGCCUGAGGUAUCCCUCAACGAGCACCUGGAGACCGCCAUCAAGAGCAUCCUGCAGCUGAAGAGGACCCAAGGCCGUUCCCUCAGUGCCAACCCCAACCCCGCCCUUCUGCCUCCCCCACCGAGCAGUGCCCCCCGCAACCCCCCCGCCCCGGGCCAGGGCCCUGCCAAGCCCGCCCCCUCAGACUACAGCCAACCGCUGUUAGCCGACACAGACUCCGUGCUGGAGGCCGCUGUCAAUAGCAUACUGGAAUGCUAGGCGGCAGCGCGGGGUUUAAAAUUCCCCUUCCGUUUCUCGUUCGAUUCUCGUCCAGUUCUCAUUUUCGUCUCACCAGCAUGACUGGCGACUCUGGGAGAGGGAUGUGGAAGAGGAGGAGGCGGCGCUACCCCUCCCCGCCUCACUCCCGCUCCAGGGUUAGUCCCGCCCGCCUGCCCCGCCCAGCCGCUCCCACAGCGGGAGGUGGAGCAGCAGGCUUGGCCCCGGCCGCGGCGAUGGCGGUAAUCUCAUAACCGGUUUAGCGCGUCCUCUGCUGUGACCCGCUGGGCACGCCCCGCGCCACACACGAGCCAGCGGGGGCGUUCUGCACGUCCGAUGUGUGUGGGUGUGUGGGCGUGUCCGCCUUUCCCCCAUAUCGCGCGGCGAUCGUUUAAACAUUCUGUUGUGUCUGUCUGUCUGUCUGUCUGUCUAUCUUCCUGUCUGACAGGAAUCAACCUGACCAAGUCAGCCAUGCACAGAAGUGCGGUUCUUUGAUUCUUUUAUAUGCUGGUUUAUUGUCACAUUUUUUUAAUUUGUUGGUAAUAAUUUUUUUCUUCUCAAUGUUAAAUAUUUUGUUUUGUACCUUACAGGUAUGUGACCCUCACGUCCCCCCAAAUACACCCUCAGACACUCACACGCACGCGCACACAUGCAUGCACACACGCACACACAUACACUCAUACACACUCAUACUCACACGCACACACAUACACUCACACACACUCAUACGCACAUGCACACACACGCUGACACGCAUGGGCACACACACAUGUACAUACAUGUUCCCUGAGUGUGGGGGGAAAUUAAACUCUCAGAUUGAGGUAUGAUAUUGCACAUUCAUGUUAAUGUAUGUUAGAUUUUAUUUUUUUCAUUUUUUAUGAAUUUUGUAGUUGUACAUGUUGUUAUAUGCAGCUGCUGAGUUUAGGAAUGGUUCCUGUUGGGCCGCUAAUGUGUAUUGGCUUGGCUCCGCUAGUUUGUGUGUGUGUGUAUGUGUGUGUGUGUGUGUAUGUGUGUGUGUGUGUGUUUUACAAUGACAGUUUUUGUUUAAUGUGUGAAGUAGGUACACAGUCAUCUAGUUGUAGUCAGUACCCGGUCUCUGUACGGUCAAGUGACUUGGCUGCAUGAAUGUGUGAAUAUUGGAUCAUAACCCUGAACACUACAUAUGCACUUCCCCCGUACUCCUGCAGGGGGCAGCCCUGAGGAAAGAGCAGGAACUGCAGGUAGAAAGGCUUGCCUUACUGAUCUGUCUCUCCUCUGAUGCCCAUGCAGGCUUCUGAUUUAAAACCGCCAGCAUUGCGAUAAACAGAUGUGACGAUGGCUCUGGGUAACCAUUAAACAAAAGGAACGAGAAUAAAACGAGGUAAUUAUCAUAAACUAGUGCUUUACAGAAACAAGGUAAUCACGUCGGCUCAAGCUUUACACGAUGUAACCAUCAUACGUACUGCUGAGUGUGCUGAAAACACUCCCUGUCGGGAAAUAGAUUUGUGUUUUUCUUUUCUGUUUUGUGUCAACACUUCAUUGAUCACAGGACUUUAUUGAUAGUUUUCAACAGCCAAUAGAUACAAACAUUCAGUGAAAUUAAAAAAAUGUCUUUAGUGUCUGAAGCAGUUAGAUUCAGUGUUGUCAGUUGUGUGAGAAGUUUUUAGAGAUUCAGGGGUGUCAGUAGUGAUACAUGCAGUCAGUGCAGUUCAGGAGUGUCGGUAGUGAUACAAGCAGUCAGUGUGAUUCAGGUGUGUCAGUAGUAAUACAAGCAGUGAGAAUCAGGAGUAUCAGUAGUGAUACAAGAUAUCAGUGACAUUCAGGGGUGUCUGUAGUGUUUUGAGCUGUCAGUGAGGGUUUGAAAUGUCCAUAGUGAUGCAGUUUUUCAGUGAAAUUCAGGGGUGUCUGUAGUGGUGUACUGUCUGACAGAACAGGCGUAUCAGAAGUGUACUGCAUGCAUCAUAGGAGGACAGAGGGGGUAUCAGAAGUGAUUCACGUUGUCAGAGCUGAGAGUUAAAAAUGGAUUAUGGGUAGAAUACAUUUGAAGUUGACAUUGUCAGUAGAUUAUAGGUGAUUUGUACCUGUGUGUGCGUGUGUGUGUGCGCGUGUGCGUGUGCGUGCACUUGUACGAACAUCCAUUGUUAUUCCUUGUUAGAAACUAGCAUGUGUCUUGCUUGAACUGUUUGGUUCCCUUGUCUUUCUCCUUAAAAACACUACACACAUGCCUUUGCGCAGUCCAACCAAAAAUGACUGAACCUUAACGUCCGUGGCUGUAACGUGUAAACACAGAGAAAGUCCCCAGUGCCCGCAGUUCCAAGAGCAUCCUUGCCUUAGGAGAGAGCGUGCGAGAGCACGGAAGGCUUUUCCUCAUUUGUUCCUUGUUUGCUUUGUGGUAGUGAAGGAGUGUGGCCUUAGAGGAGCGGGUUCAGCAGUGAGUAGCUCUCAUCUGUCUGUCUCAGUUAUCUUACCAUCGCUCUGGUUUUCAUUUCCUGUUUUCUCCCUCUCUCUUACAUUUGUAUAAUAUCAGUCUUGCGCAAAACUUGAUUUUGUAUAGUUUUUUUGUAUAAAUGUGAAGAAAAAACACAAAAUAUUUAUAAUUUUUUGUAGAAAAAGGAAAACCAAAAAUGGCAGUUAUUUUUAUUAUGUUGUCUACAAAGUGUUGCAACAAAAAAAGGAAAGGAGAGGAAAAAAAGCUGAAGUAUAUUGUCACUUUGUUUUUACUUUUGAUUAGUGCAGGUGUUCAGACAAGACAACAUCUAAUACAAAGAGGAAAAAAAAAGACAAAAAUAUUAAAAUGAUUUUCAAAUACAGCCAAAGACUUGCAGAAUCCUGUGUUCUUUGUUUAACUCUGUCCUCUGUUUGUGAGAGACCUGCACCGUUACCUGAAGAAGCAGGUGUGUGUUUCUUAGUGUCUGCUGUUGACAACAUCAUAUUAAUAAAAAAAGGAAAAUGACUGAAA